This is a messenger RNA of Ilex paraguariensis (yerba mate), 579 nucleotides long. Lineage: Eukaryota; Viridiplantae; Streptophyta; Magnoliopsida; Aquifoliales; Aquifoliaceae. The record is from the annotation of a GenBank genome assembly.
AUGGGUGCAACAUAUUGGAAGUUCAAUGCCGAUUCUUGCAAAGUUGAAAUGGUCGGUAUGACACCACAGGCACCAAAGGAAUCCGAGGGUGAUGUUGUUUGCGCCGAUUGUAACUUCAACAACACUCUCUGUCACAUCGUAAAGAUUGUCCUUAAGCGUUAUAGUCUUCCUGGUGUUCUUCCCCCUGAACUUGUGAAGCUUCCAAACCUCCGAGAAAUUGAUUUUGCUUACAAUUACCUCAGUGGUACAAUACCACUUGAAUGGGCUUCAACGCAGUUGACUUUUAUCUCUGUCCUUGCAAAUCGCUUAUCAGGGGAAAUCCCAAAGGAAUUGGGGGAGAUUACUAGUCUCACAUACCUGAACCUUGAAGCCAACCAAUUUUUGGGUACUGUUCCUUCGGAGCUUGGGAAGUUGGUCAACUUAGAUACUCUCCAUUCCCUUCUACGGAGAAAGUACAUCCAGAGUUUUUUGGUAAUGGCAGAUGGCAACAAAGUGGAAAGCUCCUUCUUUAAUUUGAGGAGGGAGCUGAAAUCAGGAUUUUCAUUGAACAUUCUGAAUGUGAUUGUUCUGAUUGCGUAA